GCAGCUCAUUUUGGCACGCUAAAGAUCGCUGCUCUAAUUCGCCUUUUGCAGUAGAUAAACAGCAUCAAAGUUCUAUGUGGGUCUUUCAAACAGCGCCUAAGCAGCUUCCUUAUGCCACGAUGCAUGGGAUUAUUUUUCUUUGUGUUUUAUUUUCAAGCAAGCGUCAUCGAUGAAAUAAACAACAAGAUUUGUUUCGUUUAAACACAUAUGUAUAUUUUUAAAUCCUUUGUAUUGAUGAUUACACAAAAUUUUACACAAUUUAUUGAUAAUUCACAAUCACUUCACGCAAUAUUCAUUCUUCAAUUAACGAAUCUAACUUGUGCAGCAGCAAUGAGAUUAUUGCCGGCGUCCGUCUUUGACACUUUGACAAGAGCCACCUUGUACCGAUGUCAUGCAUUAAAAAGCUAUAAAGUUCCACCAAGUUCAGUACCCUUUCUUAAGAAGCCUUCAAGUUCCAUCAUGAACCCUACGCAUAGUGCUAAUCAGCCGCAAAGUUCCAAAGAGUACCAUGUGCCUGUUAAAAAGCUCCAUAGUUCCGUAAAGUACCGUCUAUCUCUUAAUCAGCCACAAAGUACGACAUAGGAACGAUUUUUUGUUAAACAGCCCUAAAUCAGCUAUAAAGUACGAGCUGGCUAUUUGGGUGGGUUCGUUCCCGACGAAUCCGCGUAACUCGAAUAUCCGCGAAAUAUUAUUUAAUACUAGGAGUUUUUUUAUUUAAUUUAGUUCUUUUAUACACUUUAUCAUUUAUUUGAUAUGAUUCGUGGAGAAAAUUCUAAUAUUUCUGACUUUUAAGCAGGUUUCAACAUGUUAGCAAAAAUGCCAUUCAUACCGAACUUGAACAAAAUUGUAUUGAUUUGACAUUUAAUCUGUCAAAUUUAGAAAACCGCGUAUCUCCGAAUCCGCGUAAGUCGAGAACCGUGUAACUCGGGAACAGACUGUACAGUACAAUUCCCAUUAAAUACAGGCGGUGUUCGAGAUACACGGUAUCUCUUAUAUGCGGAUUUGGAGAUACGCGGUUUUAUAAAUUUGACAAUUCUUUGAGCAAAUUGCACUGAUUUGACACAUCAAUUGUAAAUUGCCAAAUAAUUUCCGUUUCGAUGGAAUGUUAAAAACUAUUUCAAAAGGUUUAAAACUGUUAUAUUCAGUCAAAAUCAUAUCAAAUAAUUCAUAAAGUGACUAAAACCGCCCCCUACUUGCAAAAUUACACGAAAAUUAUUGAUAUUAUAGCUGGAAAUCACGAGAUUCGACUUACGCGGAAAUUCGAGAUACGCGGUAUUUUGCGGCCGUUUUCGGUCCCCAUUAACCGUGUAUCUCGGGGACCGCCUGUACGCGGUAUUUUGCGGCCGUUUUCGGUCCCCAUUAACCGUGUAUCUUGGGGACCGCCUGUACAGUACAUUUCCCGCUGAAAAUUGAAAUGUCAAAACAGUCAAUUUGCUCAAGGAACUCAAAUGUCAAAUUUUGACAACUGCGUAUCUAGAAUCCGCGUAUCUCAGACUAUCUGUAUGUAUACACCUUGAUCGAGCAUUACAUCAAAUGCAAACGAGAGCCGUAAGCGUUAUGAAUGUGUUGGCAACACUGGAGAAUUUUGCAAUUUGCUACAAGAACGUUUCCGUGAAAACAGUGAGCCAAAGUUGUUUCUGUUACUACAAUUUUGUUUAACUAAAUUUUCUCCAUAGUUCAGCUUAAUUAAUUCACCUGGAUGGAUGCUAAAGAGCUGAAAGAACAGUUGGAGGCGGCGGAGAAAGCUAAACCCUUAAAUUUCCUCACGUCGCACAUAACAUCUAUAAUAGAGCCACUUAACGUGCCUACAUUAACCAUACCGAAUGAUUUGGUUUUGCCGGAUAACAUACCAAUUUACCAUUACGAAAUCGAUUACAACAGUAUUAUGUAUAAUCCAUCCUCCGCAGUCGUCGAUCUUCAUGGAACAAUAAAGAAUGGUGCCAAUUUAUCAGUUCCAGUUAUUCAGUCUUCCGUAGAACUAUGUGUGGACUCCGACCCGCUGGAAAAAUUUGCUGGAAUCAAGAUAGGCACACGUCACGUGCCUUAUGUCCAAAACAUUGUACCACUAAUCAAGCCCACCGAGAAUCCAUCAAUCUCAAAAGCUCCCGAUCGUUUAGAAACCUACACCAACUCGGAUAAGAUGUUUGGCUUACGGAAGCUGCCUUCUAUCAACAACAUCAACCCAACAAAUCAAGCUCACCAAAAAAUCAUCAUUGUUAAAGGCUCGAAACCGUUUAGAAUUCUGAAGUCUCCCAAUACCAAAGGAACAAAUUAAGGUUGUUUGAAAACCUACACCAAAUGCGAUAAGGUAUUGGGCUUACAGAAGCUGCUUUCUGUCAACAACAUCAAACCAACAAAUCGAGCCCACCGAAAUUCACCAUUGUUAAAGGCUCCAAAUCGAUUGGAAGUCUGAAGUCCGCCAAUGUCAAAGGAGUAUAUUAUGGGCAUUAAUUAACAAAAUAAAGCUAUACAUAUAGCA
This is a messenger RNA of Anopheles coluzzii, 2479 nucleotides long. RefSeq lists its product as uncharacterized. The transcript is spliced from 2 exons. Bases 1700 to 2275 code for a protein of 191 amino acids. The record is from RefSeq and is a predicted model, not a curated record. NCBI's taxonomy places the organism in Eukaryota, Metazoa, Arthropoda, Insecta, Diptera, Culicidae.